AUGCAAUCUAGCAGCAGCCUGGAUGUCUCCAUCAAUCAAGGAUUCGAACUAAACAAGACUAUGAGCAACUCAUCACAAUCGGUAUUGGAGAAGAACCGGCCAACACUGUUACCGUCCGCGAUGCCAGACAAUGUACGCAAUGGAUCUCCCAUAAAAAAGAUGACUCUAGGACUGCGAAGGCCUUCUGAGAGCGACGAUGAUACAAAGAGAUCAUUCCUACCUGCCAUGGCCUCAAAGCGGACAUCACGGGCUUUGCAAACUGCCCAGGGCCCUAGUGUACCAUCAGGCUCGACAAGUCGGAUCGCUGGAAAGGUUCGCAAGAACUCUAUAAGUGAAGCUGCCGCUGAGAUCAAGGAGGGUAGCUGGUUGAAGUCCUCAAAGAAGACCAAAGCUGAGAAGGAAGCCCCCAAACCUCCGAAACGAUGGAACUUCUUCCAAAGGGCCCAUGCCGGACCUCGCACGGCGACACCAGCGGCUCCUGCUGUCAGUCCCGUGAAUCAAGCGACUGCUUCCCGCUCCGUUGCGCAUUACGCAUUGAUGGACCAGUCUGGUCUUGAGCUAGACGACAUCGAACAGCUAAUGCAGGAGGUUGACGAGGGAACCGAGAGCGCCCUCUCUGACGAUGAACCAGGAAGAAGAGAGCGAAUGCAGUCUAUGCUGCUUCCGCCCAAAGCAGUGAUGCCGUCCAACUCUGCAGCAGCUGUACGCUCGGCUUCGCCUAAGGUCUUUCUGCGCUCAGAAGCACAACCACAGCCGGAACAUCAACAAAGUAAACUAGGUAUUGAUACAAGUUUCCGAGCGUUAUCCCGAAAUUCGGAACGUUACUCGCUGGCAGAUUUGACUCCGGUCACGGAUCUCUCUCGACCCUCAUCACCCUUUGGUGAGCCAUCGCCAGUUCGUGACGAAGAUCCUGCGCCACCUCUCGAAGCAGUAGCUCCCUCGCAGCCUGAGCCUGAGUUCGCUCCCGAGGUACCUGCUCAAGAUGAGUUCGUACUUCCUCAGGAUCUCCCAUCACCUGGUCCACCGCCUAUGAGCCCACCGCCUCGCCCAAGUCGCUUGGCUCAGGUUGGGCGUAUUCCUCAGGUCGUCUCAAGUCGUCGUCAGCCACACCAGCCGUCUUCACAGUCAUUCUCUCGACCCUUUGUAUCGAAUCAACCUCGUCCGGCAGCUCCUCCCCGGACAUCUUUUGACUCAAUUGGUUCCGUUGUUGCCUCUGCCGGUCCAGUAGAGCCAUACCCUAUUCUGCAUGGCUUGAACGCCCUCAAUCAUGGGUCGGCUAUAGCUACGAUCAGUCCUAUGGAGGACGAAGCCAACCGUCGAAGCGAAUUCUUCAAGUUUCCACCUCGCAAAGACUCUGAAGUAUCAUACUCGAGUAGCUCAGGCAUAUGGAGCUUCGCCCCCGCUAUUGGUACCGCUGUCGUGCCAAGUCCCAGCGCCCCGUUGUCAGAAGAUGAACUUUGGAACGAGUAUGACGAUUUGAUCGACGAAGUGCUCUCGCCUGUCACCUCUCGCACGAAUGAAGACAAAAAUAGCCUUCGCAGCCACCCGUCGCUCGAACCAAUGCCCCUGCGACCUAAGGCACCGCGUAACGUUUCAGCAUCAGACAACGACGAUGAGGUUACGAACCCCUCACUUCAUCUUCGUCGCUCUCGCCUACUGGCUGUUCUGCAUUCCACGCAGUCUCCUACUUCGUCGAUCUCUUUCUCAGAAUUCAUCUCAGACUACGGCGAACGGAAGAUCAGUGUCAUUGACCCUGUUACCGGGAGGUUGAGUUUGCCUUCCAGUCCUCAGCUAUCGACUGGUACUGCUACAAAACGUUCGACUCGCUCCAGUUUACCAGCUUCGUUGUCGCAGAGCGCCCGACAAUCCAAAGUCACUAUUGCGUCGAAGUCGAGCAAAGAUCGUGAAAGUAUCGCAACAAACCGAUACAGAGACACGCGCCUAAUGGAUAUUGCCGAACGUCAAAAUGAUGGACUCUUGUCUAUGGCCAAUCUUCGUUUCGGUGCCCUCAUGACGAGCAAGUGGCUCUCAUUUGGUCGUGUCCUAUUCAGCCCCGUACACUUCGAGUUGAAAGACCCGAACGAGGAUCGCGUACUUGUCAUUGAUGGUCUUGGCAAGGACUGGUCGUACUAUUGCGCUCUCACUUACCCUGAGGCGACUGUGUAUGACAUGGGCCCUGAUCCAUCAACAAGUACGUCAUCCGAGGGUGCGUCUGAACCAUGGUCAACAUUGAACAACCACCGCCACAUCUGUCACCCCUCUCUCGGCAAAGCGUUCCCGUUCCCCAUGCACUUCUUCGCUUGCGUCGUGCUUCGCUUCCCAACUGCACUUCCUUCGUCAGAGCACCGCUUCAUCUUGUCUGAGGCCAAGCGCGUCCUGAGACCCGGCGGCUACCUUGAAUUUAGUGUUCUUGACAUGGACUUGGUCAAUAUGGGCAACCGUGCCCGUCGCGCUGUCCGCGGUUUGAAGAUGAGAAUGCAAGUAGCGGACGACAGCAUAUCGCUUCGAAACAUCAGUGACGAGGUCAUGGCCGGUAUUGGACGCAAAGGCUUUGUCGACUGUAAUCGCUGUGUUGUUGGCGUUCCAGUUGCCGGCAAACUCCCCAGCCUCGACGACGUCAAGCGUACAACUACGAAGAGGAAGGGCAGCACAGCAAGCUCUGCCAGCAACACAAACAAGACUAUGCCUCUGCCCAAAGGACCAAAACCGGAAUUGUCCUUCUCUGACCUUCUCAAUGCCUCUGCGUCCUCCGAUUCGACCGACAACGGCAUCACCGACAUGGUGGCGCGCGUAGGUCGUUGGUGGUACUCACGCUGCUAUGAGUCGCUUGUCCUCCCUGAGGCUGGCGAACCUGGUGCCGCUGCUUCCGGUAACCUCCUUGAGACUAGUAUCUGGCGCGAUGAAAGCCUCAUCAACGAGUGCGAAAAGCGCGGAACGAGCUUCAAACUCCUCAUUGGCUACGCGAAGAAGCCUGAGGUUGGUGUUCGACGAACCGUCAGCGUCUAA
Molecule: messenger RNA, 3006 nt
Organism: Alternaria postmessia
Lineage: Eukaryota; Fungi; Ascomycota; Dothideomycetes; Pleosporales; Pleosporaceae
Exons: 1
Coding region: 1-3006 (1001 amino acids)
Source: RefSeq, a predicted model, not a curated record